Messenger RNA from Ilex paraguariensis (yerba mate), 723 nucleotides. The record is from the annotation of a GenBank genome assembly. NCBI's taxonomy places the organism in Eukaryota, Viridiplantae, Streptophyta, Magnoliopsida, Aquifoliales, Aquifoliaceae.
AUGGAGAUUGGGGUGUUAACAACAGAAAAUGAAGAGUUGAAAAAGGUGAUCAAAUGCAUGGAAAGGAACAAAACAACUAAAAAUCAAAGGGAGGAAUGUACAGAUAAUGUUGUCAUGGAAACACAAAUCCUAGAUUUUGUGAUAAAACUGAUGGAGAAAGAUAUACAAAUUUUUGAGUUGGAGAAUCUUGUGAAAGUUAUGAAAAAGGAAAAUGACGAUGUCAAGGCUAAAAUGGCACAACUUGAAGCAAAGAAUAGAGAAUUGAUCAACCAAAUCAACGAGUUAUCUGUGCAUGCCAUUACUCAACGGUUCCAUAAUCUGUCAAAUCAAGUGCAUACUCCAAGCAUAACACCCGAGAGUGAUGAUCAAAUACAACAAGUCCAAAACACAUCAUCAAAAGUGGGGCAAUAUUCUAUAGUUAGAAGGAUCAAAUUAAAAGAGAGGAAGAGGAACAGAGAUGCAGAUUAUGAGUACAGUAAAAGGAAAAGAGGAAAGAAAGACGAUGUCACAUCGCAUGAAUUGGAGAAAAGUAAAGGGAUUGUCAAACUCAGCAACCAAAAUGAAUGUGAAAUUAUUAAUAUUGAUGACUCAAAUGGGAAGACCACUACACUGCAAGAAACAAACAAGAGAGAAAUUGCUAAGUGGUGGAAAGGUUGCAAAGCAUUGGCUCCCCAAGAAUACAACAAAUUGAAGCAAAUCCACGGCUCGACAGGUGACUUGUAA